CGGUCCGACGAACCGUUUGGUUGGUUUGACAUCUCUACAAAUAUCGCACUCACUCUUUGUUCUACUCAAUGACUUCAUUUGUUCUUCUUGCGUGAUCGUCAAUUCUAGAUUCGAGCUACUUGCCGAUCUAGUUGUGUUCAGAACUCAUCAAAUAAUUUCUUCAAAUAUAGGCAUUUCCUCACUUCACAGGCCCCUUUACAAAGGAAUUACCAGUUUCCUUAUCCUUCCUCAUAUGUGCGUCACUAUAUCUUCAACUGAUAAAAUUCUAUUGUCUAUAAGCAUUCACUUGCACAGACCACAAGCAACAACAUGCAUUGACACAUGUACUAUGCAUAUGCUCACCUAGGGCUAAGGAAACAAGCAGGAGGUUUCUUUGUUCUGUUGCCACAGAAACCUUGCCAAAGCAGAUUGAGGAAUCCAAAAUGGAUAGACCAAAGGAGAUCUUUUUGAAGGAUUACAAGUUACCCGAUUACUAUUUUGAUACGGUGGAUUUGCAUUUUUUACUGGGUGAGGAGAAAACAAUUGUUAAUUCAAAAAUAAUUGUGUUCCCCAGAGUUGAAGGUUCUUCUUCCCCUUUAAUUUUGGAUGGACAAGAUCAAAAGCUGCUUUCAAUUAAGAUCAACAAGAAGGAACUGAAGGAGGAAGACUACCAUGUAGACUCACGCCAUUUGACACUCCCAACACCACCUGCUAGUACAUUUACAUUGGAAAUUGUUACUGAGAUAUAUCCUCAGGAGAACACAUCAUUAGAGGGGCUUUCCAAGUCGUCCGGGAAUUUCUUUACUCAAUGUGAGGCAGAGGGUUUCCGUAAAAUCACAUAUUAUCAGGAUCGGCCUGAUAUAAUGGCAAAAUACACAUGCCGCAUAGAAGCUGACAAGUCUUUGUACCCAUUGUUGCUAUCUAAUGGAAAUCUCAUACAGCAAGGGGAGCUCGAGGAUGGUAAGCAUUAUGCCCUAUGGGAAGAUCCUUUCAAGAAACCUUGCUACUUGUUUGCCUUAGUCGCUGGACAGUUGGAGGGCAGAGAUGACACAUUUGUUACCCGCUCGGGUCGCCAGGUGUCACUGAGGAUCUGGACCCCUGCACAAGACGUACCCAAGACUGUACAUGCCAUGUAUGCACUGAAGGCAGCAAUGAAAUGGGAUGAGGAUGUUUUUGGUCUUGAGUAUGACUUGGACCUCUUCAAUAUCGUGGCUGUUCCUGAUUUUAAUAUGGGUGCUAUGGAAAACAAGAGUUUAAAUAUUUUCGAUUCCAAACUUGUCUUGGCAUCACCUGAAACUGCCACAGAUGGAGAUUAUGCUGCAAUUUUGGGAGUUAUUGGCCACGAGUACUUCCACAAUUGGACUGGCAACAGAGUGACAUGUCGCGAUUGGUUUCAACUCAGUUUGAAAGAAGGUCUUACUGUUUUUCGUGUCCAGGAAUUUUCUUCUGACAUGGGCAGCCGGGCUGUGAAGCGGAUAGCUGAUGUUUCAAGGCUGCGAAGUUCUCAGUUUUCGCAGGAUGCAGGUCCCAUGGCUCAUCCUGUUCGGCCUCAUUCUUACAUAAAGAUGGACAACUUCUAUACAGUGACGGUGUAUGAAAAGGGAGCUGAAGUUGUCAGGAUGUACAAAACUUUAUUGAGGAGUCAUGGAUUCCGGAAGGGCAUGGAUCUCUAUUUCAAAAGACAUGAUGGGCAAGCUGUAACCUGUGAAGACUUUUUUGCUGCCAUGCGAGAUGCAAAUGAUGCUGAUUUUGCUAAUUUCUUACUAUGGUACUCUCAAGCUGGGACACCUCUUGUGAGUGUUACUUCAUCUUAUAAUGCUGAAGCCCAUACUUUCUCCUUAAAGUUUAGUCAGGAGGUGCCACCAACUCCAGGGCAGCCAAUUAAGGAGCCUAUGUUCAUUCCUGUGGCAGUAGGUUUGCUGGACUCGACUGGCAAGGACAUGCCUCUCUCAUCUGUGUAUCAAAAUGGGAUUUUGCAGUCUCUUGCAACCAAUAAUCAACCAGUCUACACUACAGUUCUUCGAGUAACCAAGAAAGAAGAAGAAUUUGUAUUCUCUGAUAUAUUUGAACGGCCAAUUCCAUCUCUAUUGAGAGGUUAUAGCGCUCCUAUCCGCCUUCAAUCUGAUCUCCCCAUUGACGAUUUGUAUUUCCUCCUUGCUCAUGAUUCAGAUGAAUUUAACCGAUGGGAAGCUGGACAGGUGUUGGCCAGGAAGCUGAUGCUUUCCUUAGUGUCAGAUUUUCAAGAAACCAAACCAUUGCAGCUGUAUCCAAAGUUUGUGGAUGGGUUCAGAAACAUACUCGGUGAUUCAAGCCUUGAUAAAGAAUUCAUUGCGAAGGCAAUAACCCCGCCUGGUGAAGGGGAGAUAAUGGACAUGAUGGAAGUUGCAGAUCCUGACGCAGUUCAUGCUGUUCGAUCUUUUGUCAGGAAGCAGCUUGCCUCAGAACUCAGAGCAGAAUUCCUAAAUGCGGUCAAAAGCAAUAGGAGCGCAGAAGAGUAUGUGUUUGACCAUCCUAAUAUGGCAAGGCGGACUUUAAAGAAUAUUGCUCUUGCAUAUCUUGCAUUACUCAAUGAUCCAGAGUUGAAUGAGCUUGCGUUGCACGAAUACAAGACUGCUACGAAUAUGACAGAUCAAAUUGCAGCCUUGGCUGCCAUAGCCCUGAAUCCUGGUAAAACCCGUGAUGAUAUUCUGGAGGACUUUUACAGUAAAUGGCAACAUGACUUUUUGGUUGUCAACAAAUGGUUUGCACUUCAAGCGAUGUCUAACCUUCCUGGUAAUGUGAAGAAUGUUCAGAACCUCUUGAAUCAUCCGGCAUUUGACCUGCGUAAUCCAAACAAGGUAUACUCCCUCAUUGGAGGGUUCUGUGGUUCUCCUGUGAAUUUUCAUGCGAUAGAUGGGUCAGGCUACCGGUUCCUAGGAGAAUUAGUGGUGCAACUUGAUAAAUUGAACCCUCAGGUGGCCUCUCGCAUGGUGUCAGCAUUCUCAAGAUGGAGGCGCUAUGAUGAAACCCGGCAAAAGCUUGCCAAGGCACAACUGGAGAUGAUCCUGUCUUCCAACGGGUUGUCAGAGAACGUCUUCGAGAUUGCCUCAAAAAGCUUAGCUGUAUAAACAAUUUAACUACCAGAUGCCCUGCGUGUUUUUUUCGUAAUAAGAAAGUAUGUUUUGUUUUGAGGAUAACAACAGUAAGGACGAUACAAUGCUUUGGAGUUUGGACAUGUCAAUCCAUGGAACCAGUGCAGUGAGUCUGUACAACAGACCAUGCACUGUGUUUUGGGCCUUUUCCACUUAAAUUGUGAAAUUGCUUUGUGGGC
Messenger RNA from Tripterygium wilfordii, 3289 nucleotides. Its product is annotated as puromycin-sensitive aminopeptidase-like. The transcript is spliced from 33 exons. Gene Ontology annotation, molecular function: metallopeptidase activity; zinc ion binding. Gene Ontology annotation, biological process: proteolysis. Bases 423 to 3086 code for a protein of 887 amino acids. The record is from RefSeq and is a predicted model, not a curated record. NCBI's taxonomy places the organism in Eukaryota, Viridiplantae, Streptophyta, Magnoliopsida, Celastrales, Celastraceae. Gene Ontology annotation, cellular component: chloroplast.